Trichoderma harzianum CBS 226.95 is the source of this 978-nucleotide messenger RNA. RefSeq lists its product as hypothetical. The record is from RefSeq and is a predicted model, not a curated record. Bases 123 to 554 code for a protein of 143 amino acids. NCBI's taxonomy places the organism in Eukaryota, Fungi, Ascomycota, Sordariomycetes, Hypocreales, Hypocreaceae. The transcript is spliced from 3 exons.
CGACAAACACCUUUUCAAGUGAACAAUAAGUGAGCUGAAAGUGAAAUGAGAGGUGGGGCAAUGAGUGUGCCCAGCAAACGCAGCAUUCCACAAAACCAGGGAAGACAUUGAAACUGGUCACCAUGUCGUCUUCCGACAAGACCCAGGCAACAGCCCCAGAUGAUCCCGCGAAGCCGAUUCUGGUCAACGGUGAAUGGUCCGAAGAAUGGAAGGAUGACCCUGAGAAUCCCGGAGCGAAUAUAGCCAAGGCGCUCGCUGACGCUGAAAGACGAUCGGCGUACUGGGAGUCUCGUGGCAUGCCAGGCAUACGACUUUCUGUCGACAAAACCAAGAUUGUGCCCAUCCAAUAUCCCAACCCGAACCCGCUCUAUCUCAAACAAACUGGGGAUAGACUCGAUACCAAUUAUAUCACCAUGAAAAGAAAAAGUCGUCCUGGACAGCCCGAGAAACCAACCUGCUACGUCAUUGAAGACGGUGAACGAGUAGGAGUAGACUAUGUCAUCGUUCCCGAGGAAGAGGUUGCUGCUCGAGAGGCCCAAGGCUGGGAAGUGUAGUACGCUCCAACCCCUCCUCUCGACACCUACAAGAACGACCAUGACAACCAACCUGUGGAGAGGGAUCCAUUGGCGCCAAUUGACUUUGUUGAUGAGAAUGGUACAUUUGUUGAGACUCUUACCAUUCCCUUCACGCGAGAACAAUUGUCCAGAGCGGCAGUGCCUUUCUCGCUGCGCGAGCACUUCAACCAGCGGGACAAUCAAAAGCAAGAGCCCCCGGCGGGCGGUAUCCCAGCCAGUCCCAAGACCUCCGACGAUAAAGUGUGAUUUGGUGCAGCUGGCAUCAUCAUUGUGCUCAAUCGGUGGAUGGGGGAAACAUCAACUCUCUAUCUCUAGUGGACGGGCCGAGCCAAGGUGACGAGCGGAAGGUGUGAUUAUGAGUUGCGGUUAGGGGUUAGAUAGUAGAGCCAAGUCUAUAACUCCG